This is a messenger RNA of Rhizophagus irregularis DAOM 181602=DAOM 197198, 426 nucleotides long. The record is from RefSeq and is a predicted model, not a curated record. Lineage: Eukaryota; Fungi; Glomeromycota; Glomeromycetes; Glomerales; Glomeraceae.
AUGAUAAUAUACUCAUCGGAUUAUGAAUUAGAUAAUAGUAAUAAUGAAGAGUUUAAAUCAGAACUGGAUGAUGAUGAGGAAAAUGAUAAAUCUAAUAAGCGAAGAACAUUGGCGUCCAAAAAUUCAAAGGAUGUUUCAACAGACGGUAAAGAUUCGAACAAACAAUACAACUUGUAUGGCGUAUAUCGUUGCAUCAGGGCAGCACCAUUGUCAUCCGAAAUAGCCGAGGAUCUUUGGGAAAGGUUGCGUAGGAUCAAAAUUCAGUUCUGUAAUUUUCUUGAAAAUCAAGAAAUUAAAAUUCAUAAGUAUAUAGAAGAUAAUGUUUUUGUUUUAUCUUGUGAACUUUUGAAUUUAAAAAAUUUAAAUGAUGAUGAUGAUAACGCGAAUCUUGCUACUGGACAUCCAAAUUUGUUUUGUAAUGAUUAA